Messenger RNA from Racocetra persica, 1108 nucleotides. Lineage: Eukaryota; Fungi; Glomeromycota; Glomeromycetes; Diversisporales; Gigasporaceae. The record is from the annotation of a GenBank genome assembly.
CAUCUAAAUUAAUGAAAAAAAUAGAAGAUGAACUAAAGGACCAAAAAAAUGACGCAAGCAACGCAUGUAAAGAUCUUAAAGAUGGGAUUGAAGAAUGGAAGAAACAAAAAAUUUAUGAUGCUGAAAAAGAAAUGUUAAUUGCUGUUUUUGACUUGGCGAUACGCGUUGGUACAAUUGUUAUCAAACCUGAUGGCAUAGUUGACAUUAUUAAAACUAUAGAAAAAACAUCUACCUCUGUUCAAGAUGCUCUGAAUGCAGCAGAUAAAGUAAAGGAAUUUAUUAAUAAUAACCAAGAUAUAAAUGAUAAAAUUCAAAAAAUUCAACAAAUUGAUGAUGAUUUAAAAAACAAUUACAAUAUGGCCAAAGAUCUGAAUAAUAAUGUGAUGACAGAGCAAGAAAGAAUGGAAUCUUUAGACGUUAAUGAUCUUGCACAAAUCCUCAAAACAGAAGAUCGAAAAGGAAUAAAAAUGAAGGUCGAAUGGGAAUCAACCAAGAAUGGUAUUAUAAAAUUACUUAAUUAUCCAAUUGAACAAGGGAUUAAAGGUGCAAAAGAAUAUAAAGAUUCACUAGAAGAUUUAUUUACCUAUAUUAACGCAUACAUUGCAGCAAAUAAUGAAGAAGCAAAAAGUUAUAAAGAGUAUUCACGAAUCAAAUUAGAAGUGGAAGUGCUCAAAAAGAAAGAAGAGAGACUCAAAAAGAUGAUUGAAAAUUAUGAAUCAAAAGAAGAUGAUUAUGAUGAAUGUGCAUUUUUACUAUUUGAAUACUUUAUUAAUGUUAAAUGUUGGAUGUUGACUUUUCUAGAAAAUUAUAGAUGUGCAUACAAAUAUUGGUCACUUUCUGAAUCCGAUAUUAAACUUUCUGUUAAGAAAACUACCGACCAACACAUGCAAGAUAAACAUAUAAUUUAUCAAGAAUUACAAAGCACAUACUAUAAAUUUGGAAAUCCACCCCAACCUUCAAAGCAUACAAUUCGUCUUCCUGCCAACUAUACCACAAAAUUUAUGAGUAAUAGAUUUAUUACUUAUGAAAUUCCAUUGGAUCACCCAGAAUUUCGGCAGUGUGAGCGUGUUCGACUCAUUAAUUUUAGAGUAUUUUUGAAGGAUGUUGG